AUGGUUAACACGCUCCCCUUCCGCGACAUUCAGGUCCCCUCGCCCGGUUUCGGUGCGAUGGGCCUUAGCUUCGGUCUUGGCAGCAACUUGAGCCUUGAUGAGGCCGAGCCGGUCUUGUUAAAGGCAAUUGAACUGGGGUGUACGUUUUGGGAUACUGCUGUCGUCUACCAAGCCGGUGUGAACGAGAAGCUCCUUGGAGACUUUAUCCGGAAACACAACGUUCGUGACAAGAUCUUCAUUGCCUCGAAGUGUGGCUUCGAUGUCUUCUCCGGACAGGGUGCUGUCACCAACUCCGCCUCGCAUAUCAAGGAGUACAUUGAGGGCACCAUUGAGCGAUUGGGUUUCGCUCCUGACCUAUACUACUUGCAUCGCAUUGAUCCUAACACCCCUCUUGAGGAGUCCAUCCCCGCUCUGGAUGAGAUCCGCAAGGCAGGAAAGACCAAGUACAUUGGUCUCUCGGAAUGUUCGGCUGCUACCUUGCGAAAGGCCAACUCUAUUGCCCCGAUCGAUGCCGUUCAAGCCGAGUACUCCGCUUUCGAGACGUUGCAUGAGACUGACGGCUUGAUCGAUACGGCCAAGGAGUUGGGAAUCGCCUAUGUCGCCUACAGUCCCCUCGGUCACGGCUGGUUGGUCGAUGACUUCCAGUACAAAUCUCCUGACGACUUUGCGCCGGAUGACUUCCGUCGAAAGAUUCCUAAAUUCCAAGGCGAGAACUUCUACAAGAACCGCGCCAUCGUGGAUGAAAUCAAGAAGCUUGCCGAUCGGAAGGGCUGCUCGAUCACCCAGAUUGCACUGGCUUGGGUUGCUGCCCAGGGCUUCAUUGCUAUACCGGGUACUACCAAGGCCGCCCGUCUCGAACAGAACUGGGCAUCAAGGAAUGUGGAGUUGACGGAGGAAGAGAAGAAGGAAAUGCGGAGGAUCAUCGACGCCGCCAAGCCUCACGGUAACCGAUAUGCUCCCGCUCAGCAGGCUAUGGUGGGGCAUUAA
Molecule: messenger RNA, 987 nt
Organism: Aspergillus melleus
Lineage: Eukaryota; Fungi; Ascomycota; Eurotiomycetes; Eurotiales; Aspergillaceae
Product: putative aldo-keto reductase (YakC)
Exons: 6
Coding region: 1-987 (328 amino acids)
Cellular component (GO): cytoplasm
Source: RefSeq, a predicted model, not a curated record